Molecule: messenger RNA, 2447 nt
Organism: Coturnix japonica (Japanese quail)
Lineage: Eukaryota; Metazoa; Chordata; Aves; Galliformes; Phasianidae
Gene: KCTD6
Product: potassium channel tetramerization domain containing 6
Biological process (GO): protein homooligomerization
Molecular function (GO): protein binding
Source: RefSeq, a predicted model, not a curated record
AUCCAGGCGAUGGGCACUUGGGGGCAGCGGGUGGAGCGGUGCAGUCGUGUCCAGCAUCCUUUGCUGAAUCAUUGCGAUCUCAGGGGGAGAUUUCCUUCCGUGCGUUCCUCUGGGAUGGAAAGCGGCUGUUCCCGACUCCUCCUGUGGGCCUGGGUUUGAAGGGACGAUUCUUGUCACCAUCCUGCUGCUUGGUCCCUGUGUCAGCACUGUUGGCUGUGCAGGAUGUGCUCCUGACACCUGCCUUCAUCCAGCACUGCUGGGAGAUGUUUCCCCAUGCACACAGCUGCCUGCUGGUGCCAUGGAACAAGAUACGUGGGUAAAACCAACUACUGACACUGUGCAGAGUGACUGUGUGGUGCCAGCAGGAGCAGGGCAGGUGCAGUUGCAGUCCUUGGACUCCUGCAUGAGGAGGGUCAAAUGGUGAUGUGGGAUUUUCAAGCAUCUGGCAGAUGGAGCUUCAGAACCCAGUCCCAAACUGAGAUGUUGUAUUGUUCCUCAGGUGUGGGAAAGAAACUUUCAGAGCUUGGAAUUCAUAGUGAAGCAAUUAGGCAUAAAGGAGCGAGAAUGCUGAGUGGCCACUGUUGGUGUUUUGCUCUCUUGCCUGAGGUGAAGGCUGAAAUAUUAACCAAAAGAAGCAGAGAAAAUAAGGAGAAGUUACGUUCUAAUAAACUGUGUUAAUCAUUGUAAACUUGACGUGUGUAGGUGAGGGAUUCAUCCUUUAGCAAUGCCAAGCUGUGGUAUUACCAGAAGUUUUGGUAAGCGGUUGUUUCCAUAGCAUAGUUUGUUGCUUGGGGUAGCUCAGCACUGUAUGGCCUUGGGUUUGCUCUGCAGACUAUUGCCUUGCUCUGCAGUUCUGUGGAAGGCAGUCGUUAAUUACACUGGCUGAAGGACUGUCGAUUCAGGGAGCUAAUAGGAGGUGAACUGCAUAUCCUUCCAAUAACCUUCUGUUCGACUUGGAGUACCGCGGUUCAGCAACUGAACAGAUGGAUAAUGGAGACUGGGGCUAUAUGAUGACUGAUCCAGUCACGCUAAAUGUGGGUGGACACAUGUAUACGACAUCCCUCACAACUCUCACGAGAUAUCCUGACUCAAUGCUUGGGGCCAUGUUCAGGGGAGACUUCCCCACUGCCAGGGACUCUCAGGGCAAUUAUUUCAUUGACAGAGAUGGACCGCUUUUUCGUUACGUUCUUAACUUCUUAAGGACCUCAGAGCUAACUUUGCCACUGGACUUCAAGGAGUUUGACCUACUUCGGAAGGAAGCGGACUUCUAUCAGAUCGAACCGCUGAUUCAGUGUCUCAAUGACCCCAAGCCUCUGUAUCCUGUGGAUACCUUUGAGGAGGUGGUGGAGCUGUCCAGCACCCGUAAGCUGUCCAAGUACUCCAACCCGGUGGCUGUGAUCAUCACGCAGCUCACCAUCACAACGAAAGUCCAUUCCUUACUGGAAGGCAUUUCAAACCACUUCACGAAGUGGAAUAAGCAUAUGAUGGACACCAGGGACUGCCAGGUUUCCUUCACUUUUGGGCCAUGCGAUUACCACCAGGAAGUGUCUCUCAGAGUGCAUCUUAUGGAGUACAUCACAAAGCAAGGCUUCACGAUCAGGAAUACCAGAGUUCAUCAUAUGAGUGAGCGUGCCAAUGAAAACACAGUGGAGCACAACUGGACUUUUUGUAGGCUGGCACGGAAAACAGAUGACUGAUUCUGACUCCACAGGAGCCAUUUCAGUUAUUAGUGACUUAAUUGAACAGAGAAGCCAAGAGAGUCUGGAUUUUGGCUUAAAGUAACAAUGUGGGCUUUUUUUUUUUUUUUUUUUUUUUUUUUUAAUAUAUAUACGAGUAUUUAUUGUUUAUCAUUAAGAACUGGAGAAGUUUCAUUCUCUAUCAGUUCUGUCCUUUCGUCCUAUCCGGAAUAAAAACAUGCAUGUGCCUGUUCAGUCAAGACACCUUUUGUUUGAAAGAGGGAGUCCGAAGAAUCAGUACAGUACAGUAGGGUAUUUUGUGUCAUUAACACAAUUCUGACGCAACAUAAAGUGCUAAAAUUACCUCAGUUUAAAUGGUUUCUAAUCCAUCUAACGCUAUGCCACUGGGAGCAAGAAACAAACGGAAUUUAAGAGGCAGAUGGUGAAAAGCUGCUAUCACGUAGACUAAUUUAGCUUCUAAAUCAAUAAACAGUAUUGUAAUAUUCUAGGAAAAAAAAAUCCCACACUUUAAAAGUACUUGAUAAGUACAGUUUCGUACAGUUAUGACAACUGUUUCUUUCUAUGCAUAUAAAUCAAGCAACCAAAUACUAUCUGUAGCCAUGGAAAUAUGAUUAGAAAUAUUUAUAUUGGAUUCUGAAUGCAAAACGUCCCUGUGGUAGAAUUCAUAUUUUUAAUGCCUGGUGCAAUAUUAUUCCCAAGUGUAAUGCCUGCCAGCAAGAAGCUAAUAAAAAUGUGAAAUAUAGAAUACUA